AUGGCCAUAGUAACUCGUUCAAGCUCAAGUAGCCCCACGAAGAAACCCUCCGCAACCACACCAGCGACGUCCACCAGUCCACAACCCUUGAAGCAUUUCAUCCUCCCGAAGAAUAUAUCCCACGAUGCGCGCUUCCUUAUCCUGCGACAUCCCUACGACAACAGUUCCCAAAGAUUUCUGCUCUGUCCUGAACAUGGUCUGUUCCACUUCAACAGAAUAUCUGCGCCCACGACAGACCCUCGAAGCCUCGUUUUCGCUCCGUGUGAUCGGGAAACCCUUCAUCCUGACUCGACAAAAUCAGAAGAUGAGAAUCAAGCUGUACGCCGCUUGAGUAGUGGCUACGUGAGCAAGAGUGCGGAGUUCUAUGUGGCAGCACCAUUCGAUGUCGCCUUCAUGCUUAUCCCUCUGAUUUUACCGGCGAAGACAACUACGGCGAAAGCAUUGUUUCAACCGAUCGAUGAUCUCUUCGAACAGCGGGUACAAGAUGAUAAAGGACUACGCUAUCUUUUAGAACACGGACGAUCUAUGGUGGAGAACGCUAUGUCGGUACUUUGCGACACUAUCGAAGCAGGAGGCGAGGAGAUGUACAGGCCUAGCGAAGAAAAGAUGGCGCGAACGAUCGCCCAGAAGGUGAAGAACGCUGUCGACAGAGGUUUACCAGAUAGCUUGCUGGAAAAAUUCGUGAAAAGAGCCUUGGAAGCACCCAUACUCAGCAUCAAGCGGGAAGACACGCUCACAGUCACACAGGAAGUGCCGUUAGCGACGGACGAUGAUGAUCGUGCACUUGAUAGGUUGGACUCGCAAUCUUCGGCCGCGAGUACAACACAAUCUACAAUUUUUUCGGAAGUCUCGACGACGAGCUCGAUUAGCACUACUAUAUGUGAGCCAACGUCGAAGGAGCUGUUCGAGCUCCAGAAACAGCGCGUCGUUUUGGACUUCAUGCUUGCUUCAUACCUACCAGAGCCAAUUUCUGAGCGCCUAAGAGCUCGAAUCAAGUCACGGGAUCCGCUCAUUGACUUUACUCCUUUGGAAGAUCAUCUCAGACACUUGGACAGUAUGAAAGCCGAGGCGCUAGCUUCAAGAUCGAUUACGGAUUUCAGCCGAAAGCGUGAAUUGGAAGAUGAUGAAGCGCUGGAGAUGAGAGUGGAGAAGAAGCGGAAGCAGGAAGAAGAAGAGAGGAAAAAGAAGCUGGGAGAAUCAAAGGGAGUGCGCGAGCUAAAGAAGGUCAAUGUGUCAGGGAUGAAGAAGAUGAGUGACUUCUUCACGAAGAAACCUGCUGCAGGGGUCCCUUGA
Messenger RNA from Fonsecaea nubica, 1293 nucleotides. RefSeq lists its product as hypothetical. The coding region runs from base 1 to 1293 and encodes 430 amino acids. Gene Ontology annotation, cellular component: nucleoplasm; ribonuclease H2 complex. Gene Ontology annotation, biological process: ribonucleotide metabolic process; RNA catabolic process. The transcript has a single exon. The record is from RefSeq and is a predicted model, not a curated record. Lineage: Eukaryota; Fungi; Ascomycota; Eurotiomycetes; Chaetothyriales; Herpotrichiellaceae.